Molecule: messenger RNA, 1425 nt
Organism: Pocillopora verrucosa
Lineage: Eukaryota; Metazoa; Cnidaria; Anthozoa; Scleractinia; Pocilloporidae
Product: acid-sensing ion channel 4-A-like
Biological process (GO): sodium ion transmembrane transport
Cellular component (GO): plasma membrane
Molecular function (GO): ligand-gated sodium channel activity
Source: RefSeq, a predicted model, not a curated record
AUGUCAGGAACUGCUGGAUUACUACGAAAUGGUUCAAAAAUAAAUGGCACAGCUUGGAACAAAAUCAACCCCGAGGGUAACGACGUGUCUGGGGAAGACGCGUCCAAGACGUCUGCAAUCAGGCAACUAUGGAAUGGUUUCGUGGAAAAUGCAACUCUUCAUGGUUUAUCUUAUGUGGUUACCGGUAAAUCGAGGAUUCGUCGCAUUCUCUGGGCUGUGUUUCUUUUGACGGCAAUUGCGUUUUUUUCAUAUCAGUCCAUCAGCAUGUUAAAGAAGUAUUUCAGCUUCCCAAGCACCACAAAAGUCAGUUUGAAAUACGAUUCGAUGCCGGAUUUCCCAGCCGUGACUAUUUGCAACUUCAACAAGUACAGAAGUUCUGUUGUUAAACAUUUGACUUCGUUAGGACUGGGUGGAGCUACAUAUGAAAAUGUAGACUUCAGCACACUAACCAACUUAACACAAUUUUUAUUCGAUGCGGGACAUCAAAUCAAUGAUACUAUGCAUUCUUGUCGGUGGAACGGUAAACAGACCUGCGAUUACAGGAAUUUCACUCCAGUUUUGACCUCUAUGGGGCUUUGCCACACAUUUAAUUCAGGGAAAGAUGGUCAAAGUGUUUUGAAGGUCAAUGAGGCAGGAGCAGACUCUGGACUUUCUUUGAUACUAAACGUACAACAAUAUGAAUAUUUUGGAAUUCAAGCAAUCAGCGCCGGCCUCAAGAUACGUGUUCAUCGUCAGAAUACUCUGCCUAUAGUUGGUCGGCUUGGAUUUUCUGUUGGUCCUGGCACAAGUGUAUUUGCAGGGAUACGAAAAAAGAGGGUUAUAAAUCUCCCAAAACCGUACGAAAGCAACUGCUACGAUGGAAAGAUGGAUGCCAUAACUGAUCACACGACGUACACAAUUUCAUCAUGUUUGUCGCUCUGUGAGGCCAGGUCUUUGAUAAAAGAAUGCGGUUGUAGAAACAUGGAAAUGUCCGGACUGAACGGCACCAAACCCUGCAAAACCAAAAAAGAGUUGACUUGCCUUCUUAAAGCUCAAGCUAACUUUCAAACCUUAAAGAAAAAUCAGUGUGAUUGUCCAGUGCCCUGUGGUGCGAUUUCCUAUGAACCCUACUUGUCAUACGCUGCGUUCCCUAGCGAAGGAUAUUUGUCGCGGUUUUUCAAAGCAGGGGAGAAUAACACUUACUGGACAUCUGAAAGAAUCAAACAAACACAAGAAUGGUUAAGGCAGAAUUUUCUAGAGCUGCGUGUUUAUUUCCAGGAUUUGAAUUACCAGGUUAUUGAGGAAACACCGGCCUAUGAAUUGGAAAGUUUGUUAGGCGAAAUCGGCGGUCAAGUUGGUCUUUGUGUCGGUGCCAGUCUCCUGACCGUGCUUGAGUUCUGUGACGUCAUACUUGGUAUCGUAAGGAUACAAAUGGGGUUGAGAUGA